UUUUCAGAUCAAUUUCUGCCACGAUGUCUCACGGAUACGAAAAUGGAGAUGAAUUCGGUGUCAAGGAGAUCAUUGAACAACAUCGUGAUAAUCUGGGAAAACUGUUCAUCGGCAGGCUUCACAGAGCAGUGACAGACGACGAAAUCCGAGAUGCAUUCUCAGCCUUCGGAAAUGUUACGGACUGCGUUGCCAUCAAACAGAAAAAUCCUGACGGAAGCGUCGAAGGAAACAAGGGUUUCGGUUUCGUCACUUUCGACGAUGUGCAAGCUGUAAACGCCGUGAUGGACGAGUUCACUCAGAAUGGAAUUGAGCUGAGAGGACAGAAAGUUGACGUUAAGAGAGCCAUUCCAAAAGAUCUUCAGGUCCAGAACCCACAAGUGGCCCACGCCCGUACCAAGAAGUGUUUUGUGGGGGGACUGAGUCAGAACAUGGAUGAGCAGGAACUGGAGAGGUAUUUCAACGCGUUUCCCAUCAGUGGAAUCGAAAAGAUCGACUUCAAGGGAAAGUUCGCGUUUGUCGAGUUCAAACAUGAGAAUGAUGCUGACCUUCUAUCUAUAAUCAACAAACACGCACCGCCAAAACAAGGUAACCGACCUUUCGAAGUGAAGAAAUCUGAACCCAGGGAAGGCAUGGCUCCUGGCGGUGGCCGAGGAGGAUUCGGAGGCAGGGGAGGUGGUGGCUUUGGAGGCCGAGGAGGAGGACGAGGCGGUGGAGGUUUCGGUCGAGGUGGCGGCGGCGGAUUCCGAGGUGGUGCCGGAGGAGGAUACGGCGGUGGAAACCAGUACUCUGGAGGCAGUGGGUACGGAGGAGGCGCCGGCGGAUACGGAGCAGCGGGUGGAUCUUACGACUCGAGUUUUGCUUAUGAUUCAUUUGGAGCUGCAACUGCCACCGCAGCAACUGGAUACGGAGCUGCAACUGGAUACCCGGCAACCACCGCUUACGGAGCCUAUGGUGGCAGCGCGUAUGGAGGAGCCCAGACGGAGUAUGACGCGGGAGCUGGCUAUGCCCAGGGAUACAUGCAGUCCGGUGCUUACGGAGGACAGACAAUGGGAUCUUACGCAUCGGAAUCGUCGAGCUUUGGACCUACCAGAGGAGGACAACGCGGAGGUGCCCGGGGAGCCAGCGCAGGCCGAGGGGGAGGUGGCCGAACCAGACCUUACUAAACAGCUACAAAAUUCUAGACCACAACACUCUUUUUAGUUGGAUGGACUGGAAUAUUAUUAUCUGUUGGUUAGCGCGUGCGCUCGUGUCGUUUUCAAUUCAAUCUAGGAGCUUAGAAGUGCAAUGAACAACACCACUGAGGAACAUCAGAAGAUUAUCUUAACCCUAUCACUCAUUCUUAGAGGUCAUUUGAGGUCAACUACCAUCUAACGCUUAGCUUAGGCACCCUUUCCUAUCCUAGGCUAAGACUUCUUACUACCAACAAUAUUCAAUCGGCCUAAGAUACCAUCUGUAUUAAUAUCGCUGAACGACUAGCGUAAGACAAACUUUCGACCGAUACUUAAUGUUUUUAAGUUGUGUUUUCUAUAUCGGCAUAAGUUAGAGACUACUUACUACUGUAAGCUAGAUUUUGAAUUACUGGAUCACUUUUAAACAACUUUUCUUAGAUAUUUAUUCAUAAUAACUUAGGCAGGAAGCUCUUUUAAAUGUGAUCCAGCGUUUAAGAUCCAAGAUUUGUGUGAAUUUCUUACCGUAUGCUUAAUAAAUUUUAGUUUCUCUUGAUGUAAACCCAGAAUAAAUGUGAAGUUUAAGAAUUGAAUAAGCGAUUGCUCCUCCGAUUUUGUUGUUGUCGUAUAAGUAACCGACCCUCUGUUGUUUCUUUGUGUUGAAAUAUCUCUUGACUUUUUUAUUGUGCAUCUUUUCUAAAUAUUUCGCGUUGUUCAAUUGAUUUUAUCGGCUAUAA
Messenger RNA from Symsagittifera roscoffensis, 1903 nucleotides. Its product is annotated as heterogeneous nuclear ribonucleoprotein A0-like. Gene Ontology annotation, cellular component: nucleoplasm; chromatin. Gene Ontology annotation, molecular function: mRNA binding. The coding region runs from base 24 to 1163 and encodes 379 amino acids. Gene Ontology annotation, biological process: regulation of translation. The record is from RefSeq and is a predicted model, not a curated record. The transcript is spliced from 8 exons. Lineage: Eukaryota; Metazoa; Xenacoelomorpha; Acoela; Convolutidae.